Myxocyprinus asiaticus (Chinese sucker) is the source of this 4061-nucleotide messenger RNA. RefSeq lists its product as uncharacterized. The record is from RefSeq and is a predicted model, not a curated record. The transcript is spliced from 6 exons. Lineage: Eukaryota; Metazoa; Chordata; Actinopteri; Cypriniformes; Catostomidae. The coding region runs from base 465 to 3626 and encodes 1053 amino acids.
AAUGAUGACCCAAGAAUACUGCUGGUCCGGAACACGCAAAUGUUCCCCAAAACAUUGUCUUUUUAGGUAGCAUAGUAAGUUUUGAGACACGGCCUUUGAUUAUGAAGGGAACUGUUCACCGAAAUGACAUGACAGGUCUAAUGACAAUUUUUUUCUCACCACAAACCAACUCCGUGCGAGUGUUUUUUGCUCUUGCGUUGGCUGGUGUGAUGCUUCACACAGAGCGUCUUCCUUAUUAAAACACCGGACAUAUGAGCGUCAGGAACUAAACAAAUGCGAGCACCACCACCAUCCAGUAAGAAAACAAAUACACUUGUAAGUCUUACCGCCCGUGUUAAAACGCGGAGUCCCGCUGUUAACGGUCUGAACUAAGAUGUUGUGAGGAAAAACACGUGCGUCGCUACCAAACUUUGAGAAAGUUUCAUUAAUCUGUCCACUCUUGAUCUUUUCUCGUUUCAUCAGCUAUGGACGCUUCCGAAAACUCGGGGAGUCGCUUUGGUCGCUCUAUUUGGACUGUUUGGGGUUAUCUCACAGGAGCUGUUGCAAGAUACCUCAGACCGGAAGUUACAGAUGAAGGAAACCAAAAUAAUGUUGUUUCGAAAAAUACAGCAAAUGAGAUUAACAGGGAAGAAAAAGAAAAUGAAGCUGAGAAAAAGGUGGAGGGUAAGAAAUGCAAUGAAAAUGAAAACAAUACAGAGGUCAAAUGUGUGUUGCCUGAGGCCAGAAUGCAAGGUGCUUUGGCACAGUGGGAAAACACUAAUGUGGUCACAGAUGAUCAUAUUGAACUUCAUGUAAACACCACAAAGAAACAAACUUACCAUUGUGCAGUGUGGUCCAUUGGCACCAAUCAUGGCGAGAGUGUUUCAGGUGAUGAUGUAGACAGUGAUGGACACAAGCAAAAGAGUGGAACAAGAACUUUGGAUGUUCAGAUCGAUGACAAAAAUGAAGAAAGACAAAAAAGUGAAGCACGUGUUGAAAAAGAGCCAGUUUCGUCUGAUGCAAGCUGUGAGGAGCGUAAGGUGAGUGAAACUGAAGAAGAGCCAGUUGAAAUUGUGGACAGUAAACAAAAAGAUGGUUCCAGUAAAGAUAAAAAAGAAGAAGAAUGUGAUCAUGAGGAUGACAGUUUUCAAGUGUGUGAUUUCAUGAGAGAAGAUCAAAAUAAUGCAGAGGUAACAAUCAAAUCUGAGCUUUAUGGACAAGACGUAGAACAGGAAAAAUUGAUUAACAAGGUGGACUAUAGAGAAACCGCAGACAUCAGGGGGACAGAAUACACCACAGACUUUCCCAAGGAAAAAGGGGUUGAAUGUGUUAUUGAUGAAAAGGAGCAACAAACUGUUGUCCAAAAUCAGCAACUGGAGAAAGUUGAAGAUUUUGAAGACGAAGGAACUGAAUCACAAGUGAAAGAUGGAGAUUCAAAGGAAGAUAGUGCAUUUUCAAACCCUCUUGAGAUUGAAAGACUUGAAGUAAUUAAAAAACAUUCAGAAGAAAUGAUUGAAAAUGAGCACAUAUCAAAAAAUGAGCUGGGAAGUAUGGAUACAACUGAGCAGGAUAAAGACAUUCAAGAGAGUGAACAACUGGAUUGGCUGGACACUUGUGAAUUAGCAGGUACAGGCAUUUGCAACAUAGAGGAAAGUUAUGAUGGAAGGCUGGGAGAAACCCAAACUGCACAAACAAAGAAUGUAGAUGAAACUAAAUCUGAGUUAUUGAAGCUAGAAGUUACACUGCCAAGGGCUUCAGAAGAAAUAUUUGAAGAAAUUGUACGAAGUAAUGAACCAGGAAGGAACAUAGCCACAGUAGUUGAUUCAUUUUUUGAAACUGUUGCUACAUCUAAAGACACCUUGCAGUCUGAUUUAUCAAAACAGGAUACUCUACAAACAGGAACUGGACCACCUGUGGUGGCCAUAAAAACUGAGGCUGUGUUUUCGGAUCUCAUUGUUUCUGAACUCUUUGGAGAAUUGAGGAAAGGGCCAGAGGUUGGAUCAGUAAAGACAGGGGCUGUGGACCAAGUAAAAACAGUAGAGACUGCUUUGGGAUGUAUUGAGGAGAUUAAGACUAACUUAGAUCAGCCAAACACUCUAACAGAAGAGCAUUCACAAAGGGACUCUGUGGUCCCCCACUCUGUUGAGCUAGAAUUGAAGGAUAGCAAGGAGGCAAUUGAGAUUGAACAAGACAUUGAAACUCCAAUUGAUUACUUAAAUGCAACACUUCAGGAAAUGGACAAAACCAAGUUCUCUCUCAAAAAACAUGCGCUGACUUUUGAAACCGUGGAAGCAAAGAUCAGUUCAAGAAAAGCAAAUAUGAAAACCUAUGAGACAAACAGUCAAGCAGACAGUGAGCUUCUUGAGUUGACCACAGUAAGAGAAUGCAAAUUGUCUCAAGCAACAAUGGACACUGUCAGUGAAUCACCGGCAGAAGGUGAAAGGAAAUCUGUUGUUGUGUGUGCAAUUGCUGGAACUGAACCUUAUCCAGUUGAUAUGAAACUUGAUGCAGAGGAUGCACCAGAUGUGGUAGAAGUGAAAAUUGGGCCAGUUGGAUCACAGACUGGACUAACAAGACCUUUGAGUCCAGCAGAGUUUCUGGUCGAAACUCUAGAUUUGAAGAAAGACUCAGACAUAUACUCAGAGGGACAGGAGAAUAUAGAGAUCAGAUUGUUAGAUGAAACGGAUGCAUUGAAGACCACUUUAGAGUAUGUAGACGAAAUAAUUAAUCAAGUCCUAAAGGAAAUGAUAGAAAUGGAAAAUAAUGUAGGACAAGAAGUAGAACCUUUGGUAGGACUUUCAACAGAAAAACUUGGUGAUGCAGAAUUUCAAGAACUGCCAACUGGUACCUUAGUCCUAGAGCAAGAAAAUAUGGAGGCGUCCGAGUUCUUAGCUGGGACAGAGGAGAGCAUAGUAGAGAUGGAAACAUCAAUUUGUGAAGUUGUCAAGAAACAAAACGAUGACCGUAUUCUUUCACCUGUGUCCGAAACAACUGACGCUGUUGAACAUAUAGAAGAGAAGGGUACAGCUGGAGAAGCAGUGUUAUGUUGUCAUGAAGACAUAAUGGAAAUCAGCAAAUCCAGGAUUAAAAGAAGAUUUGAAAAUGUGAGCAAAGAUGUUCCAGAAGUGAAGAUAGGAGAAGAAAAGGCCCCAACAACAGACUGGCCAACUACUGUUAAUUUAGAUCUACAGGCAUUCAAGGACUCAUAUUUGGACUUUAGUGUUCAGAAGUCUAGAAUUGCAGUGAAGAAUCCCCUAGUUCGGCCACCCAAAGACCCUAGAAAACUUAUUUUUAAGGCCUCAGUGGAACCCUUUCUUCCAAAGCCUCCAGCAUGCGGCCUGUUGAAGGGAGGUCAGGGAAUCGCAGUCUCUGUGCCAAGUAAAGGGGUCAUUGGAUUUAAACUCCCAGGUAUGAUGCCCGCACUGAAAAAAACUGAGUUUGGUAAGAAAGCAAGAGAGUAUGGAGAGGCAGAGAGCCGACUACAGGUACAGGAACAGCAAAAGUCAGUGGCAAUAACAGAGGAUUCUGUCAAACAAGAGCCAGUGUCACUUAAACCCAAAUGGACACCACCAAGACAUCCUGGUAUGGGCAGUCCCUUGAUGAUGGCAGAACUCAAAGGCAAACUCAAAAAGCCUCUAAAGGAGUAAUCAAUUUGAUUAUUUCAUUAUAUUUGGAUGCAGAGAUGCAUUCUCCACCUGGUUUCUAUUUGUAAUUUAUUUUCUUAUUUAAGCACUAUGCAACCUGACAAAUAUUGUGGGGUUUUUUGCUAUUGCAAAAGUCUGAAGCCUGUGUUUACCACUGAAGUUAAGCAAUAUUUCAAUUUCACUUCCUCCAUUUCAUUAGAUAUCUGCUCACUGCUCAGUGAAAAAAAAAAAAAAAUAAUAAUUUAUUUCAGCUGUGUUCUGAAAUUUAUUUUAAGACUUUCAAUCUCAUGUAUAGUCUUAACAUUGUGUGUGCCUUACCAAGCUCAGCGAAGCUCAGAAUUUACUUGGAAGCAAAUGAAGUAUGAAAUAAAAACUUGAAGUGAGGUCAAGGCCAUUCAUUGUGAGAUAAAUAUCAAUAAAUAUUUUUGCACUUUUUCA